AUGCCUAGACCAGCAAAGAACUUGGACUCCUUGGUGAGAGGGCGCGUGCGUGCGUCCAUGAGCAAGUACAACUUGUUCAAUCUCUACAAGAAGAGAAACCCGUUCUACUCCAACAAGUCCCAGUUCCAACAGAAGUGGAUGUCCAAGCAGGAGACCAGAGCAUACCACGGUGAGCACUUGAUCGAGUCCCGCUUCAAGAACAUUUUUGACUCGCAGCUCCAGGGUGUCGCGCAGUUGGACGCCUCGUUGGGCAACGCCAAGGACGUGCAAAGAACACCGUUAAAGUUGCAGGCGUUUGCCGCGCUCGAGAGACGCUUGGAUGUUGCAUUGUUCAGAUCCAUGUUUGCCAGCAGUGUUAGACAGGCCAGACAGUUCAUUUUGUCCGCAAGUGUCAAAGUCAACGACGUCAAAAUCGCCCACCCGUCGUACUUGUUAUCGCCAGGUGACGUGUUUUCCGUGCAGCCAGACAAGGUGAUGACCGCGUUGGGCAGAACCAAGCCAUCGUUGAAGAAAUCGCUUGCCGUAGACACCACCCAGAUCGCUAUGUGGAAUUCGUUUGUUAAGAAGGCGCGCGCUGACCCAAAAGCCGUAUGGGACCAACAACAGAAGAAGCAGCAGGAGCGCAAGGAGUUGACCAAGCACUUGGUCGAUAACAACACUGAAAGAAAACACGAUUUGGCCAUGGAAAAGAAACUUAAACAGGUCAAGGCCUUGCAGAAAGCCACCACCAAGCAGUCUGUAUUGAGGGACGUUUUGGUUGCUGCCCAGUCUGAGCUUACCGAGGCUUCUUUCAAGAAGUUUGGUGCCGAUGCCGAAAAGUGUCUCAAGAUCCACGAGAUGAUCAAGGAUCACGAAAUUGCCAAGGCUUCCGACGCCCAGGAGGCCGCGGAGACGUGGUUGGGGCAGAAGAAGGAGGCCCUCUCGGAGGCCGAAUUCACCACCUUAAGAAAGGUUGCCCAGUUGGCCAACGAGGUUGCGUUGGGGUACCAGAAGAAGCUCAGAACCGAUUUGACCAACGAGUCCAAGGAAACCGGUGCCUACGACCCUGACUGGGCUAAGGAGCUUACUAUGCACAAGAAGUUGACCAAGGAGGACGUCGUGGCCAUUCUCGAGGACGAGUCGCCGUUGGAAAAGUUGAAGGAGUUUCCAGUUUCCUUGCACUUCCAGAAGAACCACUUCGGGCUUGCAGACCCGAAGAAGCCGUUCUUUACCCCGUGGGCCCCAAGACAGUUUUUGGCGCCGUUUGCCAUCCACCCUCACCACAUUGAGAUCGACUGGACCACCUGCCAUGCCGUCUAUUUAAGAGACCCUGUUGCCAGACCGGGCCACUCCGAGGUCAUCACUCCGUUCGGUGAGGAUAUUCAUGAGAGAGCCUACAUGUACUACGCCAGAAAGGGGUUGUAA
This is a messenger RNA of Babjeviella inositovora NRRL Y-12698, 1404 nucleotides long. Its product is annotated as mitochondrial 37S ribosomal protein uS4m. The record is from RefSeq and is a predicted model, not a curated record. The transcript has a single exon. Gene Ontology annotation, cellular component: mitochondrial small ribosomal subunit. Bases 1 to 1404 code for a protein of 467 amino acids. Gene Ontology annotation, biological process: positive regulation of translational fidelity. Gene Ontology annotation, molecular function: structural constituent of ribosome; rRNA binding. NCBI's taxonomy places the organism in Eukaryota, Fungi, Ascomycota, Pichiomycetes, Serinales.